AUGGGUGUUACAGAAAAUAUACAAGAUGCUAUUUCUCUUUCAACAUGUUCACCUUUAUCAGCAAAUGGACAGGAUUCCAAACGAUGUGUGAGCGAAUCAUACAAGGUUACUAUUUGUAAACGUCAGAAAUAUUUUCACUCAAUUUCAUUUAAUGAAGGAUUAAUUACUACUACAAGUCCAAAAGUUGCUGUGAUCGGUGUUGGUUCACGAGGUCUAAGUAUUUUGGAACGAUUAGCAGCCAACUAUGAUCAAAAUAAGAAUUAUAUAUUAAACAUUUAUUUAAUUGAUCCCGGUCGUUAUCCUGGUCAAGGCAUUCAUUCAUCUGAACAAAGUCCACAUUUGCUAAUUAAUACAGUUGCUUGUCAAGUGACAAUGUUUCUAGAUGAAUCAAUAACAAAUUGUGGACCAAUUAGAAAAGGACCAUCGUUGUUUGAUUGGGCGCGUGAAGAAAAUUAUCGAAAAAUGCCAAAUGGACAAUAUAUGAAAGGAUGUGAUGGAGGAAGCGAAAUUGAACCAAAUGAUUAUUUGCCUCGACAAUUACUCGGUGAAUAUUUGAGAUGGGUAUAUGAUUAUUUAGUGAGUAAUUUACCUAGUGGAAUUAUUGUUCAUCAUUAUAAUCAGACAGUCAUUGAUAUUCACUGUUUAAAUGAUGGUGGUGUCAAACUCUUUCUAAAUGACGGAUGCUCAUUCAACGUCGAUUGUGCUGUAUUAACGACUGGUCAUGAUCAAAACGCACUGGAUAACGUAGAAUUGCACUACGAUCAAUUUGUCAAUGAAUGCCGAUCGAUGAAUCCUCAUUUACGAUAUUUACGGGCUUAUCCAUUGUCUCAACUUCAGUCCAUCGAUCAACAUAGUAGAGUUGCUAUUCAAGGGCUAGGUUUAUCGUGUCAUGAUGUUUUAUCAGAACUGACGUGUGGUAGAGGUGGACAAUUUGUUUAUGGUGACAACGAUGAAUUAACGUACAUUCGAUCGGGGCAUGAACCAGAGAAAAUUUAUGUUUAUUCGCGUAAUUGCUUGCCGUUUAGUGCACGAGGUAGAAAUGAAAAGAGUGUCGGUGGUCAAUAUCAAGCUCGCUUCUUCACACGGGCAAUGAUCGACCAAUUAAGAGAGGAAAAUGGCUAUUUUCAACUUGAUUUUGAGAAACAGGUGUUGCCCGUAUUAAUUAAUGAAAUGUGCUAUGUUUAUGAGUGCACGUUACGUAACAAUUGGCUGGUGUCGCAUGAUGAAUUUGAACCAAGUGAAGAAACUAGACAGGUCAUUCAUCGAUUACUUUAUCCAUUGGAUAAUGUUAUUAUUGAUUACAAUUCGUUUACAUUUUGGAUUAUCGAUUUCAUUGAACAAGAUCUCGACGAAGCGUAUCUGGGAAAUGUUAGUAGUCCAGUGAAAGCUGCCACAGAUCUGUUGCGUGAUGUACGAGAUACUAUUCGUUAUACUGUUGAUUUCAGAGGACUAACACCGAGAUCACAUCAAUAUUUUAUUGAAAAUAUUUGUCCAGUUAUGAACAGAAUUGCUGUGGGACCACCAAAAGAGAGAAAUAUUCAACUAUUGGCUCUUAUUCGUGCUGGAGUAGUUGAGUUUGCAUGCGUUCCAAAUGCACAACCUCGAGUUCGAUGUGAUAGAGCACGAGCGAGUUUUGUUAUUGAAAGUAAAUCGAUGCAAGAAUGCAUUGUCGACGUUUUAAUUAAAGGUAUGAUGGAAUCAUUUUAUCCUGAACGAAACAAUUCGUGUUUAAUUCGAAACAUGUUGAAAAGAGGAUUAAUUCGACCUUUUUCGAACGGUGAUUAUCGUCCUGGAGGCAUUGAUAUCAAUGAAAAUCAAAAUCUCAUUAGUGCUGAAGGUUUAACAAUCCAAAACAUUUGGGCACUAGGAAACAUUGUUGAAGGCCCUAAUUUUUAUACCUAUGUUUUACCUCGUCCACUAGUUAAUUCUCGAGCGUUACAAGACGCAGGAAAAUGCGUUUUUAAAAUAUUUUCAUUACUUGACAAAUGUCUAGCACCUAGUAAUUAG
Messenger RNA from Didymodactylos carnosus, 2007 nucleotides. Lineage: Eukaryota; Metazoa; Rotifera; Eurotatoria; Philodinida; Philodinidae. The record is from the annotation of a GenBank genome assembly.